Linum tenue is the source of this 1989-nucleotide messenger RNA. Lineage: Eukaryota; Viridiplantae; Streptophyta; Magnoliopsida; Malpighiales; Linaceae. The record is from the annotation of a GenBank genome assembly.
AUGGACCUCGCUCCAUCUCUCAACACAAUCGCAGCUUUAGCCUUCGUCGCCCUCGCCCUCGCCCUCUAUCACUCACAUCGACGAACCACCAAGCUUCCUCCUCCACCUCCCAUGGCGGGGGGCCGGCGGCCCAUAAUCGGCCACCUCGGGCUGUUCACGGCCCACAACAGUCUCCCCCACGUAACCCUCGGAGCCCUGGCAGACAAACACGGCCCAAUCUUCACGAUCCAGCUCGGGAUCCACCGAGCCGUGGUCGUCAACUCGUGGGAACUCGCCAAGGAGCUAUACUCAGACCACGACUUGAUCAUCUCCACGCGCCCGAACCUCACCGCCACCAGGCUGCUCGGCUACGACAUGGUCAUGUUCGGGUUCGCCCCCCACGGCGGCUACUGGCGGGAGAUGAGGAAAUUCGUCAUACUUGAGCUCCUCUCCCAUCGUAAAAUCGAGUUGUUGAGAGAUGUUCGAGCGUCCGAAGUAGCAUGUCUAGUCAACGAGAUCAACGGGCUUUGGAAGGAGAAGAACAGUGGCAGAGUCAAGUUGUCUCCAGGAGGGACUAUAGCUCCUCUCAACUUUCAAAAGGGAGAGGACGGGGCGGUUGAGAUCGAGCUGAAGAGGUUGUUUGGGGACAUGACGCUGAACGUGAUCAUGAGGAUGGUUGUCGGGAAGAGGCUGUUCGGUAGGGGUGGCGGCGGGGUUGAGGAGGAGGAGGCGCGGCGGUGCAGCGAGGCGAUAAGGGGGUUGUUCCACUACUUGGGUAUGUUUGUGCUGAGAGACGCGCUGCCGUUUUUGGGUUGGAUGGACGUGGGAGGGCACGAGAAGGCGAUGAAGAGGAUUGCUGAAGAGCUGGAUGGGUUUCUUGAUGGAUGGUUGGAGGAGCACCGGAGGAAAAGAGGCGCCGCCGGUGAUGGCGGCGGGGAAGGGGAGCAGGACUUCAUGGGCGUGAUGCUGGCCGUGCUGGAUGGUGCGAAGUUUGAAUUUGAAGGGCAUGAUCCUGAUGUCAUUAACAAGUCAGCUUGUUUGAACCUAAUCGCCCGGGGAACAGACACAACAACAGUGACACUUACGUGGGCAAUUUCCUUACUCCUCAACAACAACGACGUCCUGCUAAAAGCCUACCAAGAGCUAGAUAAACAGGUAGGCACGCAAAGACCGGUCAACGAAUCCGACAUUCCAAACCUCACCUAUCUCCAAGCCAUAGUAAAAGAGACAUUACGCCUCUACCCGGCGGCGCCGCUGUCGGGCCCACGCGAGUUCACGUCGGACUGCGUCGUCGGCGGCGGCUACCACAUUCCGAAGGGCACCCAGCUCAUAACCAACAUCUGGAAGAUCCAGACCGACCCGCGGGCCUGGACCGAGCCGCUGGAGUUUCGGCCCGAGAGGUUCCUGGGCCGGACUGGUGGUGGGCUGGGCUCCGAGUACAUGCCGUUCGGGAGCGGGAGGAGGUCGUGCCCGGGGAUGGCGUUUGGGAUCCAUAUGGUGAAUUCGGUUCUGGCUAGCUUUUUGCAUGCGUUUGAGAUUCGGAGGGUUGGAGAUGAUGCGGUGGUUGAUAUGACGGAGAGCCCUGGGCUGACUAAUAUGAAGGCUACGCCGCUUGAGGUUUUGGUUUCACCUCGGCUGCCUCUCGAAGUUUAUGGCGGAUGAUCGUAUGUCGUUGGAUUUGGAUCAAAUAGUUCGAUAUACAAAGUCUAUAAUAAGUUAGUAGUUGGGGCUACAUAUCUCGAGUGUAUAUUAUGCAAACUAUAUAUUGUGAGUGUACUUUAGUUUGUUUAUGUAAUUAUGUUGAGUUUUCAUGCUAUUAGAGAGUGGUAUAAGAUCCAGCAGAACCUUCUCCCAACAAAUCGAAUUAUUGGGAUCAACUGGUUCUUGACAUGGUAUCAGAGCUUGUUUGCCAAGUUGUCGUGUGUUCGAAUCUCCAAGACCCCCAAUAUUAACAGUUGAUUAAAGCACAAUGUAUGGUGGGUCUGUGUAAAGAGAAUUCAUAUAUCAGUU